UGAGCAGCACCCACUUCCACUCAGUCGACGCGCACCGCUCUCAUUGUGCGCCCGAUACCCGCUUAGAAUUCAGCAAAAAUAAUAAAUGCAAACAUGAAUAUACUUCGCGUUCCGUGUUUUGUGCUACUACUCGCGGUGAUCGUUUCAUCGGCAGACUUAGGAAAACCUCAUCCACUCUCUGAUUCUUUUAUAACUAUAAUAAAUUCCAAACAAAACUCAUGGAUAGCUGGACGGAAUUUUCCACCUCAAACGACAUUAACGACGAUAAUGAAAAUGAUGGGGGCACUUGAAGAUGAAUUUAUUGCAAAACUGGAAAACGUGCAACAUGACGAAGACCUCAUUGCGAAUUUACCUGACAAUUUCGACCCCAGAGACAAAUGGCCAAAUUGUCCAACUUUAAAUGAAAUAAGAGAUCAAGGUUCCUGCGGCAGUUGUUGGGCUUUCGGAGCAGUGGAAGCAAUGACCGAUCGAUACUGUAUUUACUCAAACGGAACAAAGCAUUUUCAUUUCUCCGCCGAGGAUUUAUUAAGUUGUUGUCCUAUUUGCGGUCUCGGUUGUAAUGGGGGUAUACCAACAUUGGCUUGGGAAUACUGGAAACACUUUGGUUUAGUUUCAGGGGGAAACUACAACUCGACUCAGGGCUGCAGACCAUAUGAAAUAGCUCCUUGCGAACAUCAUGUUCCAGGCGAUAGAAUGCCGUGCAGCGGAGACACUAAGACUCCCAAAUGCUAUAGAACAUGCCAAUCUAGUUAUAACGUCCUAUACAAAAAAGACAAAAAAUACGGAAAACAUGUAUACUCUGUAAGAGGUGGCGAGGAUAAUAUAAGAGCUGAGAUAUUUAAGAAUGGACCUGUUGAGGGUGCUUUUACUGUGUAUGCUGAUUUACUUUCAUACAAGAGUGGUGUUUACAAACAUGUAGCAGGCGACGCACUCGGAGGUCACGCUAUUAAAAUUAUGGGAUGGGGAGUUGAAAAUGGAAACAAAUAUUGGCUUAUUGCAAACUCCUGGAAUUCCGAUUGGGGAGACAAUGGCUUCUUCAAAAUUCUUCGCGGAGACGAUCAAUGUGGGAUUGAGAGUUCUAUAAUUGCUGGUGAACCGCUAUUUGAAUAAUUAUCAUGAAGAAUAAAUAAAAAAAUGUUAUAAGUUAUAAGCUAAUUAAAUUGUUAAAAUAUUUCUUGUUCGAAUAAUAAAAUGUGUUUUGCAUUACGUCCAUUAAAGACAUGUCAACAAUUUGCUGAUGUAAUUUACUAUCUGAAUAUGAAAUUUUAUGAACGAUUUUUUUUUAAAUAUAUAAUAAUGUUUUAUA
Messenger RNA from Vanessa tameamea, 1306 nucleotides. It is a transcript of the gene CtsB, whose product is annotated as cathepsin B. The record is from RefSeq and is a predicted model, not a curated record. Gene Ontology annotation, biological process: regulation of catalytic activity. The transcript has a single exon. Gene Ontology annotation, molecular function: cysteine-type endopeptidase activity. Lineage: Eukaryota; Metazoa; Arthropoda; Insecta; Lepidoptera; Nymphalidae. Gene Ontology annotation, cellular component: lysosome. Bases 94 to 1110 code for a protein of 338 amino acids.